UUCGGCGGCUCCUUCCAGGAUCCGCGUGACCUUCCGCGUGUUCUACCGCACAGUCCGGGGAGGGGGCUGGCGGAGUCCAAGAACUUCUCCUUGAGGCUGGGGAGUCUCGGCGGACCCUCCGGGCCCAUCGGAGACCUGAGGCAGAGUCACUUUAUUUCUUACACCAAUUUCAAACUAUUUACCCUUGGAUAGCAGUGCAAUUAUAUGAAAGUAUGGCUGGUUAUAAGCCUGUAGCAAUCCAGGCAUAUCCUGUACUUGGUGAAAAAAUCACCCAAGAUACAGUGUACUGGAACAACUAUAAGACCCCUGUGCAGAUCAAGGAGUUUGGUGCAGUGUCAAAAGUAGACUUUUCUCCACAGCCUCCGUAUAAUUAUGCUGUCACAGCUUCUUCAAGGAUUCACAUUUAUGGCCGAUACUCCCAAGAACCUAUAAAAACCUUUUCACGAUUUAAAGACACAGCAUACUGUGCUACUUUUCGGCAGGAUGGUAGACUGCUUGUGGCUGGCAGUGAAGAUGGUGGCAUUCAGCUUUUUGAUAUAAGUGGGAGGGCUCCCCUCAGGCAGUUUGAAGGCCAUACUAAAGCAGUUCAUACAGUAGAUUUUACAGCUGACAAAUAUCAUGUGGUCUCUGGGGCUGAUGAUUAUACAGUUAAAUUAUGGGAUAUUCCAAACUCCAAAGAAAUUCUGACAUUCAAAGAACAUUCUGAUUAUGUGAGGUGUGGAUGUGCUAGCAAACUGAACCCAGAUCUCUUUGUAACAGGGUCAUAUGAUCACACUGUGAAGAUGUUUGAUGCACGAACAAACCAGAGUGUUAUCUCUGUUGAGCAUGGGCAGCCUGUGGAGAGUGUCCUGCUUUUUCCCUCUGGAGGUCUUCUGGUAUCAGCAGGAGGUCGUUAUGUUAAAGUCUGGGACAUGCUAAAAGGAGGACAGUUGCUAGUGUCUUUGAAAAAUCAUCAUAAAACUGUGACGUGCUUAUGUCUGAGCAGCUCUGGACAGAGGUUACUUUCUGGCUCACUGGAUAGGAAGGUGAAAGUAUAUAGCACAACUUCCUACAAAGUAGUCCACAGUUUUGAUUAUGCAGCUUCAAUUUUGAGUCUUGCACUUGCACAUGAAGAUGAGACAAUAGUUGUAGGAAUGACCAACGGAAUACUGAGUGUUAAACAUCGGAAAUCUGAAGCAAAGAAGGAUUCUCUUCCCAGGAGAAGAAGGCCUGCAUAUCGAACUUUUAUUAAAGGAAAAAAUUAUAUGAAACAACAGGAUGACAUUUUGAUCAACAGACCAUCAAAGAAACACCUAGAAUUGUAUGACAGGGAUCUGAAAAACUUCCGGAUCUCUAAGGCACUUGACAGAGUCCUUGAGCCCGAUUGUGCAAUAAAGACGCCUGAGAUUACAGUUUCCAUCAUAAAGGAGCUAAAUCGAAGAGGAGUCCUUGCAAAUGCCCUUGCAGGUCGAGAUGAAAAGGAAAUCAGUCGUGUUCUUAAUUUUUUGAUAAGGAAUCUGUCCCAGCCAAGAUUUGCCCCUGUUUUGAUUAAUGCUGCUGAAAUAAUUAUUGAUAUAUAUCUACCUGUGAUUGGUCAGUCACCUGUAGUUGAUAAAAAGUUUUUGUUACUUCAAGGACUUGUAGAAAAAGAGAUUGAUUACCAAAAAGAACUACUAGAAACCUUGGGGAUGAUGGAUAUGCUUUUUGCUACCAUGACAAGGAAAGAAAGCACUUCUUUGUUGCAGCAUGAUACGUCUGAUGGACUUCUAGAGAACAAGAAGAUUGAAUCAUAGUGUGCACUUAACAGGACACAUAAGAACUAACUUGGAAUAGAUUUGAUGCUGUUAACUACUGGGAAGAAAAUCUCUUUGAUACAUUUAAAAAAACUAUUUACAGAAGCAAUUUUAUGGAAGAGACUGGAAUAACUAUGCUUGGAAAAUAAGAACCUGGUUUUGUUUGUUUGUUUGUUUUUUUGCGGUACACGGGCCUCUCACUGCUGUGGCCUCUCCCGUUGCGGAGCACAGGCUCCGGACACGCAGGCUCAGCGGCCAUGGCUCACGGGCCCAGCCGCUCCGCGGCAUGUGGGAUCUUCCCGGACUGGGGCACGAACCCGUGUCCCCUGCAUCGGCAGGUGGACUCUCAACCACUGUGCCACCAGGGAAGCCCCAGGAACCUGUUUUUAAACAUGGUUUUCCAUGUGCUAUUUUGAAUUAUCUCCUGGCAUCUUCAGCUGGAAGAUCUUCUCAGUUGUUUUGGUCAUAGUGUAUGUCCAUCUUGGACAAGUUGACAUUAAUUUUAAUACAGCAGAGUUCUGUUUCAGCAUUUGAGUAGCCAUUCAGAACUCUGGAGAGGGUUUCAACUAGGCAUCCUGCCAAAGGAACAGGGCUUUAUUUUUCUCUUCUAUCCUGGAAAAACAACAACAACAAAACAAAUGGCAACAACAAAACAAAUGGCAGCAACAAAUAAAUUCUUUCUUCACUCUAAUCGGUGCACUUGGGUAUCCCAAGACCCAGCUGAGUUUGCCUCCCUCUCCUUGAUGUCAUCACUUAUCCCAGGUCACAUGUUCCACCUAGCUGGUAAUUGGACUGUAUCUGUUCCAAAUGUGGCAAAUUAGUGGCCAACUCUGAAUAAUUGACCCUAGUUUGACCUGUAUUCAGAGAGUGUGAUGAGGCAGAUUUGAAUACUAAAAAUUGUGCUCACCAGCCCAUGGUUCUUUUUCUUUCUGUAAUCUUGACUGCUUCUCAGAACAAGGUCUGCAGGUAGGCCUUACAGAUCAUGUUUUUCCUCUUCCCCAAAUAUGCAGCCUUUCUACCAGCUUUUUAACUUGGCUUCAGGUCAGCGGAAUGAUAAAAUUUGCCAUGUCUCUUGUGAUUAAUAGCCUUUCAGCGUUUUUUAUACAUACUGAUAUAUUUGGAGCUUACCUUGUAGCUGCCUACCUCUGAAAACCAUCUGAUCUGUGUUUAGGUUUUUUUUUUUUUUUCCUCUAUUCUUAACAUCACUUUGUGUUUCGGAACCCCAAGCCAGGGUAGCUUGUUUUGGAAAAUACUUGUGUUUUUUAAAAAAAGUUCAAUGUAAAUCACAUUUUUUUAUAAAGAAAUUCAUAUUUUCUUCUUGGCUUUCUGAGAUGUAUCAGUUCCUGAUGGAUAGUCACUGGCUACUGAUUCCUAGUGCACUGAUUUUACACUUGCUACCUUUUCCACCUUCCCCCAGUUCCUUUAGUAGUUAAUUAUCUGUAAGGAAAUGUCAGGCCAGAAGAAUUCUUAGUUAAAGGAAGAUUUUGUAAUUGCAGUCUCUUAAAAUUUCAGUUCUGUGAAUUCAGAUAUAUUUUUUUAAAGCAGAAAAAAAUAUUCCUAUGUUCUGAUAAGGACAUAUGCUCAAACAGAGGGUCUGGUUUCCCCCUCAUGAAUUGACUUAAGCAAUCAUGAAGCCCAGUGGCUUAUAAGAAACCAGGAGUUAACUUCCCUGAGUAAUUAUGAGAUUAGUCAAGGUUAGAAACUGUGUCUUCAUGUUAAGAAGGGUUAAUUUAUUUAAAUAAAUUUAAAGCUUUUUAAAAACUUUAACUUCAUAAAUAUGCUGAUUGGAUACUAUCAAUAGUAAGAAUGAAAGGUUAAAAUUCUACCAAAAAACUAGCUGCCAUCAACUGUCACAUGUGACAAGGGUUUUCCCAUAAAUUAUUUUAUUUGAGUCUCACCACAACCAUCCAAGGUUGGUAUUCUCAUUUAUCUUUGAAUUUACUACAGUAGUUAAUUCACCCUUGAAUUCCCCCAAGCUUGAGUUCCUCAUGCCAGCACC
Molecule: messenger RNA, 3771 nt
Organism: Kogia breviceps (pygmy sperm whale)
Lineage: Eukaryota; Metazoa; Chordata; Mammalia; Artiodactyla; Physeteridae
Gene: UTP15
Product: UTP15 small subunit processome component
Biological process (GO): rRNA processing; positive regulation of transcription by RNA polymerase I
Cellular component (GO): nucleolus
Molecular function (GO): protein binding
Source: RefSeq, a predicted model, not a curated record